AUGCUGUUUGACGAAGAUGAGUAUGUGUCAGCAACUCAGCGUCGGACUCUGGGAAAUAAUCCUCGUUGCCCUAAUGUAGCAAUGCAGAUCAUAUCUGUUCUCUUUCGAGUCUCGACGUCCACGAGUUUCGACUUUCUUCCCCCAUUGAGUAGCUAUCUCGUUUCCCACAGAACUGGGAACGAAAUACUAUUACAAGCUAUUGGGAAGUUCACAAACAAUGUCUUGAGUUCUCACAGUGACAUUGGUUCCGCCGAUUCUGAUGGCGCCCGUCUCGUUAUAUUUGAUGUUGCGUCACCAUCGUUCCGCUGA
This is a messenger RNA of Fomitiporia mediterranea MF3/22, 309 nucleotides long. RefSeq lists its product as uncharacterized. The transcript has a single exon. Lineage: Eukaryota; Fungi; Basidiomycota; Agaricomycetes; Hymenochaetales; Hymenochaetaceae. The record is from RefSeq and is a predicted model, not a curated record. Bases 1 to 309 code for a protein of 102 amino acids.